This is a messenger RNA of Plasmodium yoelii, 987 nucleotides long. RefSeq names its product drug/metabolite transporter DMT2, putative. The transcript has a single exon. Gene Ontology annotation, cellular component: membrane. Lineage: Eukaryota; Apicomplexa; Aconoidasida; Haemosporida; Plasmodiidae. The coding region runs from base 1 to 987 and encodes 328 amino acids. The record is from RefSeq and is a predicted model, not a curated record.
AUGAAGCAAUAUGCGGUGGAAGCAACGUUAUUGUUGUUUAUUAUAAGUUAUUGUGUACAGCCCAUGCUAAUAGAUACGAUAAAAUAUAAUGGAUGCGCAAAUUCGAGCACCUUUAUAUUUUUAAUACCACAUUAUUUAUCAAUGGUUAUGGUUGGUUUUUUACCAACAAAAUGUAAAUUACAAGAUUGUGAAUGGAAAAAAAUAUUAUUUAUUUCAGUUAUGGAUUUAAUAAAUCAAGUUUUAAAAAAAGUUGGUUUAAUAUAUUCUGGUUCAGCUUUAUAUGUUAUUAUAGAUAGUUCUACAUUAAUUUUUACAGCAAUGUGGAGAAAACUUAUUUUAAAAAAAAAAUUAUUAAUUUUUCAGCUAAUUGGGAUAUUAUUAAUUACAUUUGGAAUUGCAAUAAAAUCAAAUACUUUAAAAGUUGAGAUACAUGGUGAAGAAAUUAUUGGUUCAAUAUUAAUUAUAUCUAGUAAUAUAUUAACAGGUUUUAUUUUUGUUUUAAAUGAAAAAUAUAUGAAUAAUAUGGAUGGACCAAAUAUUGUAUGUUUGAUGGGAAUAUUUUGUUCAUCUGCUAUAUUUAUAUGGACAUGUAUAUGGACAAUACCAAAUUUUGAUAAUUUAAUAUUAAAAAAUAUUAUAAAAAAUAAUGGAAAUAUUAAUAUAAUUGUUAUAUCAUUUAUUUUCCUUUUUUUAUUUAAUUUAAUUACAUCUUCAACUUUGUGGUAUAUAAUGAAAACAAAGGGAUCAUUAUAUAUUGGUAUAUUAAAAGGCCUUAAGGUUGUUAUCAUUUUUAUGUUUAGUCAUAUUUUUUUUUGUAAAUAUGACUCAAAACAAUGCCUAAAUUUGCAUUCUUCAUUAUCUGUUGCAUUUUGUAUGACAGGAGUAGUUGUAUAUUCAUAUAAUGAUUAUUUAACUAGUAUUAAAGAUAAAUUGAUAUUACAUAAAAUGCAAAACGACCCAGAUAUCUUAAUCAAGCCAAAGGUAUAA